Messenger RNA from Mytilus californianus (California mussel), 1893 nucleotides. Its product is annotated as probable methyltransferase-like protein 24. The record is from RefSeq and is a predicted model, not a curated record. Lineage: Eukaryota; Metazoa; Mollusca; Bivalvia; Mytilida; Mytilidae. The coding region runs from base 84 to 1172 and encodes 362 amino acids. The transcript has 6 exons.
UUUUAAACUGUCAAAACACGCUGGAAUUUUAGUCCUUUAAACUUUUAAACAAUGAAAUAUAUAAAUUUUGGUGAACUCAGAUCAUGACUUCAAUUAUAGAGUAUUUUAAAAUGAGUCGAUUUAGGAAGCUCGUGUUUUUUAUUACAAUUAUAGCAUUUGUUGGAAUUUUUCUUUUAUUCCAAACUGGAAGUAAACAUAACACACGUAAAACCGAUGUAGAGUCUAUGUUUUUUGAAGAAAAUUUUGAUGAUACCGACUUGACUGAAGAAGAAAAAAAGCACAGAAACAUGCUGAAAGAUGGAAAAUUGAAUAUACCAGAACUUGGCCUAAAUUUUAUAGAAAACAUGGAACACAAUAAAAAGAAAGCUACCACAACACCUAAACCACCAUUUAAGCCAGAAUUGAUGUUGAUGAAAAAUCCUCCAAUAUUUCUCACAAAGAAUAUGUCGGAUGGUAUGGUGGAAGAGAAUUUUUUUAAAUACUUGGAAACAAAAGAUGUAAUAUGUAAAAAUGAUGAGAGAGUAGGGUUUCAACAUGAUGGCGGAUGGAAUGUUUGUAUGUCUCCUCCUUUUGGAUUUCAUGAACCAUGUAUUGUGUACUCUUUUGGAAUAGGUAAUGAUUGGAGAUUUGACAGAGUAUCAGCCAGAAUAUACAAUUGUACAGUGUAUGCAUUUGAUCCUAGUAUACCAAUACCUACUGAGAAAUUACAUCCCAGAAUACACUUUGAACAAGUUGGAAUUGGAGGAAGAAACUCUAAGGGAUUAAAGACAUUUUCCACUAUACUGAGAGAACAUGGUCAUUCUGAAACUGUAAUUGACUACCUAAAGUUUGACAUUGAAUACAUGGAAUGGGCUGUACUAGAAAAUCUACUGAGGGAAAAGUCAUUUAAGAAUGUAAAACAGAUUGGUUUUGAAAUCCAUACAAAUGAAUUUUAUCAGCAUUUUAAGAAGCUCAAAGAUGUAAAAUUCAAUUCAGGAAAGGAUGAUUUUCUUUAUAUGUACCAUACAAUAAAAAAGUUAGAAGAUUAUAAUUUCAGACAAUUUAAUUAUAGAUUAAACCCUUUCGGAGAAUAUGGUUCUCCUAUCACCAGGAAAAAAAGGUCUUGUUGUUAUGAAUUACAUUUUUUGAAUAUGAAUUUUGUGACCCCAAAUUACACAACAACGUUAACAUAAUAAAGAUGCAAUAAUUUUGAGUAUUUUUAGAGUUUGGGAUGUUGAUGUUGUUUGAUGUAUUAUAUAUCUUUUUACUGAAAGAAUACUGAAUAUUAUUAAGGACACAAAAUGUAUACCUGUUUAUGCUAUAAGCAACUGUUUAUUUGUCUACAUUUUUACAGAUAUAAAUACAGUGUUUGUUGUGCAUAUUAAAAGACUAAAAAACACUAAUAUGAUAGAAUUGUAAGAUGCUGCAUUUGAAUUGAAACUCACUAUUAAAGUCAAAGGGAUCUGACAUAAAUAUUUGACUUAUGCAAAGUGAAGAGUAAAAUGUUGUUUUCCCAAUCAAUAGUGGGCUACUAUUGUCAAACUGGUAUAUUUAAUGUUGAAAACAUGUUUUAUGUUUCAAUUAAUUGGUAUUGAUUAUAUAGAAAAUGAUUUUAUCUAUAUAAUAAAAAACGGCCAAUUAAACCAAAGAUACCAAACACUUAUGUUUUCAUAGAUAUACUAGUUGUAUUUUUUUUAAAUAUGGAUAUAUUGAACACAUUUUACUUGAUGUAAUAACAAAAUGAUUUUUAAAGAUCAAGACUGAGAAUAUUUAUUAAAAUGAAAGAACCAUUGAAUUAAAACUAAUUUAGUAAAAAAGAGAUGAAAAGUUUAUUACAUAUGGUCUUAUUGAAAUAAGUCCUGUUGGGUGUAAGCAUUCUACAUUCUUUAUAUCUGGUUAUGUUUAGUCUUAAUC